GCCGAGCCUGCCGCGGGCGUAUCGCCCGGGACUUCCUCGUCCGCGGGAGGAGAGCGCAGUCCGUCCGUCGGUCUCUGUCACCCUGUCGCCGCGAGCGCAGCGCGAGCGCCAGGUGCCAACAUGAAGCGUGAGCUGCGCUAGCUGCGCCAGCCCUGUCGAACUGGCUGAACGGUCAAGUGACUGCGAGCUGAGCGCUGAACGCGGCGCGACGUCCGUUAAGGCCGUUAAGGCCCUGCUGCACAGCUGUCACCGUCAGCCUGUCAGCCUGCCUUGACGCCUGCCGCGCUGAGCUUCGCGCCCCGCGUUUCGCGUGUGAUUCAGUGAACGGUGUUUACUUCGUGGGCCGCUAGUGCUGCCAGUGCUAGUGCUGUCAGUGGAGUGGUUUCGUGUGUGCCAACCGAGCGUGUGGAUGUGGUGGCCGUAAGCGCGUCGAGGUGCGGGCUGCUGCUGUGAAUGCUCUGGCAGACAAUCUGCCCCGAUCACAAUGCCUCUCUUCGGGAAGAAGGACUCGAAAAAGUCGAAGAAGGAGUCGAAAGAUGUGGAAAAGGUGCCGUCCGUCGAUGACAAGUAUAACCUCAAAGAGCUCCUCGGCACCGGCGCGUUCUCCGAAGUGCGGCUGGCCGAGAGCAGGGAGCGGCCGGGCGAGCUGUUCGCCGUCAAGAUCAUCGACAAGAAGGCCCUGAAGGGCAAGGAAGACUCCCUGGAGAAUGAAAUCAAGGUCCUCAGGAGGUUCAGCGAGUCUGCCAAGCGGCGGAACGACCCGGAGGGCGCCGAGAACGGUCCUCGGCUAACCCAUCCCAACAUCGUCCAGCUGCUCGAGACCUUCGAGGACAAGCACAAGGUGUACCUCAUCAUGGAGUUAGUGACUGGCGGUGAGCUCUUUGACCGCAUUGUUCAGAAAGGUUCAUACACUGAAAAAGAUGCCUCAGAUCUGAUACGUCAAGUUCUGGAAGCUGUAGAUUACAUGCAUGAACAAGGUGUUGUUCACCGGGAUCUGAAGCCGGAAAAUCUUUUGUACUAUAGUCCCGAUGAAGAUUCUAAGAUAAUGAUAAGUGACUUUGGCCUAUCGAAAAUGGAAGAUUCAGGAAUCAUGGCAACUGCUUGUGGAACUCCAGGAUAUGUUGCUCCUGAAGUUCUUGCUCAGAAACCUUAUGGUAAAGCGGUUGAUGUGUGGAGCAUAGGUGUUAUUUCAUACAUAUUGCUUUGUGGUUACCCUCCAUUUUAUGAUGAAAAUGAUGCCAAUUUAUUUGCCCAAAUAUUGAAAGGUGAUUUUGAGUUUGACUCUCCGUACUGGGAUGAAAUAAGCGAUUCUGCAAAGGAUUUCAUCCGUCAACUUAUGUGUGUUGAAGUAGAAAAGAGAUAUACUUGCAGACAGGCAUUACAGCAUCCGUGGAUUUCUGGCAAUGCUGCUAGUAACAAGAAUAUCCAUGGAACUGUAUCAGAGCAGCUCAAGAAGAACUUUGCUAAGUCACGAUGGAAGCAAGCUUAUCACGCAGCCACCGUGAUUCAUCAAAUGAAGCGCAUGGCUCUGAGCAGUAGCACCGGGGAGCGGCAGUAGCCGUGGCUCCCAACUCUGGGGAGGCCCGUCGCAGCCCGCCGCCGAGUGCCCGCGCAAACAGGGCCAGCAACAGCAAGCCUUAGUCCUGGUUCACAUUUACUCUCGCUGACCAAGACACGCCUGCCAUCAACCCCACUUCAUUGUUUAUUUGAAGACGCUUGCACAGGAUUACAGCAUUCAUGUGCAGAAAAAUAUUUUGAAUUUCUAUUGUAGAAUAUAUUAAAAAAUAUAUUGUGAGACACUAACUCUUUGUAAGCAACGCCAAAUUCAGCAAUACGUUUUUUAAAUGGGAACAGUUGGUACCUUUUAUUGGUAGUUUGCAAGUUGAUUUUGUUUUGCCCUUUAAGGCCACAAAAAUCUGAUGUCGCUCUUUGUUUUGACCUAACUGCCUUCCAUUUACAUUGGUUUCAAGGUACGUCCGUGUGUGUGUAACAUUUUGUUGAACUUGUUUUAAAACUCAUAAUUUGGCUUGCAGUCCAUUUGUAAAUAAUUUUGCUCAAAGGAAAUAUUGUCAUGGCUUUCAUCAAUAACCAUUCCUAAGAAUUAUCUUCUAGAUUAUUGGUCACUCAGAUACUUUGCAGUCGUGUUUUACACAGUAAUAUUCAAGAAUAAUGUGUUUUCACAUUGCUUUUUAUUCUUCUUCCUUGAAGCUUUUGCCUUGUUCUGUUCCCAACAUAUCAGGUAUAUAUGUAGCUGGCAUAACUAAAUUUUCAAUGUCUAUGAACCUUGAUGUUACAAUAUUUUGGGACAUUUCAUAAAUAGUUCCUAGUUAUGUUGGUCUGAUGAGCUUUGCAUUUUAACCCACCGUUUAAUGAAAAACAUGUCUUAGUUUUACGAACUUUACCUUUUCUACCUGCAUUUGUAGAACAAAGAGAUCUGUCUCUUUCUUUGAAGGCCUAUGUAGAAAUCUUUUGUGCGUUAAAUUUUUUAAGGAGCACAGUUGUGGAUAGCCUCUGUGGCUUGUGAGGAUACUUCAAUGACCAGGUGCUAGUAGAGAUAUCUCUUGAUAAUAUUGCAGUAUCUUUUUGCUGAGCCCAUGAGUGGUGGUGUUCUUACCCUAUCCUCAGUGAUCAGAUGUUUCUGUAAAACUAUUAAUUCUUUGACACGCAUACAUCUUUGUAAGUGCAAAGUUCUAGAAUCAUUUUCUUGUGAUAAUUGGUUGUGCAUUUGGAAUGAAUGACCCACUGUGUGUCAGCUGUCUUGCCCCUAGAAUUUCUGUAUCUGGCCCAAGUACUGGAAGAAAAAGAGGUGGUUAAUUUUUUUUAUCUUUUCAAAAAUUAUGUUUAGUUGUCAAAACAGCGGACAGUUAUGAUAAUAACUGUAUCCUUUUCACACGCCGUAGAUUUCCAGAGUAACAAUCAAAUCCAUUCCUUCAUUUUAUAAAAAUUCCUUUUUAUAUACAUUGAUUUUUAAACUGUGUGAGAUUUGUCAUAAUAUUUGUGUUCUUUUUAAUGCAGCUCUUUGCAGUGUGUCCUUGACCCCUCUUUGGAAGCAGAAAGUUGUUAACAUCAACUGUAUCAUUGUACUGUAUGUAUGUUUUUAACUGUGCUGGUUUCAAUAUGUAAAAGCUGUCAUUCCUGGUUCAUUCAAAAUGAAUUUUAUGCUGUUCCUAUAAAUGAACAGGGUUAUUUGAUAACCUGGCAUCUCAUUUGGAUUUCACAACAUUUUGUUCUCUGUGGUAUUUUGUUGGUUUGGUUUUACUCUUAAGCAUUCCUACCUUUUAAAAACGUCAACUUGUUGAAUUCUUCUUCCUUUUUAUUUUAUUAUUAUUAAGAGAAAAUCUUUUAAAAGUGUAUUCUUGUGUAUGAAAGAAAGAAUUUCUUCUUGUCGCGUCCACAGCCGUGAUAUGUUUAGAUGCUGCAUUCAAGUACUUGAUUUGCGCAGUUUCUUGUGCUAUCAAUUAUACUGUUAAUCUGGAUGUAGUUUGUUUUUUAAGAGUCUAUAUGUAUGUUGUCUGUGAACCUGAACACAGAAAGUGCACAGUGCAUAAUGCAUCUGGUGCCCUUAAGCAAUGUUGAAUUUUAAUGUUGUUGGAACUGAUGCAUUUAUUUACACACCUGCUGUGUGUUGAUCUUAUUUACAAUAUAUAUGUAUAAUAUAUGUAUACAUAAAAGUAAAUACCUAUCUUAUAUACAUUUAAGCUAAGAUUGUUUUAUAUCUUGUGAGAAUGACAUGGUGGUCAAGCUUCUUAAAAGCAACUGCCUUGAACACUUACAGCUCUCUUCCUCUGCUCCUGCAAAUGUCUCUUCUUUCAUUCCACUGUUAUUUCUAAUUCUAAACAAUCUUCUCCUAUUCUUACUAAUCCUACUCUCUAUAAUUAUUGCUAUUACUACUAAUAAUGUGAGUUUAGGUAAAUUAAUAUUUUAAAAAAUUGUUUUUGAAUGCUUGUUUUCAGUAAAAUGAGUAUAUGAUGUUGACUAUCAUGUUACCUUAUGGCCAUACUUGGCCAUCUCAAAAGCAGUGUCGGAGAAAACUUUGGCGCUAAUGUGGUACAUUUCACCCAACAAGGUUUUCCGAAUCCAUUGCUUCAAAAGAAAAGAACAAAAAGAAGUGUGAGGCUACUGUUUGCAUUUUUUGCACAAAGUAACUCAUUAUUACCCUUGCCUUUCUGAUCUGCUCUUGUUUGUUUCUGUCUUUGGAAAUCACAUUCCCUUCUGUCUUGCCCUUGUCAACUUUAUUGUGACUGUGGGUAGCACACAAAUUCUUUGCUGGCCAUAAUUCAUGUGUUUACAGUAAUAUUUUGAUAAUGCAUUAGUCACACUGCUAAUCCAAUUUUGGGUUCAAGUAUUCACAUCGGACCACAAGACCCCGUGCAUUCGGGUGUCGACCUCGCUUGUCUUAUCCUUGCAAAGGUAAGACAUAAGUGGUCCACAUUUGCAGGCAUUAGACUAACGUGGUUGACACCUGCAGCUGUGGGACUAUGUGACCUUUUCUUUAAGCUACAGCUUCAUGAAGCAUGACUCUGUAUCUACUGCUUGCUAUUUUACAUGAAUUAGAGCAAAUAGUUACAUUUAAUUUUCAAAUGUCAAACAUAUCGACCACAAAAAGAAAUAUUUUAUUGGUAGAUAUAAAUCUUCACUAAUGUGUCUAGCUUUUUAAAACAGAUUCAACUCAGUUACCUUACAAGUUUUUUCUUUGUCCUACCUGCUUAAGUAAAUACUCAUCUUUGCUUGUGUUAAUUUUGGCUAGUUCAACAACAAAAUAUAAUUGAAAGCUCUCUUGAAAUUCUAUUGUUUAUGCAUUUUGUGAUUUAUGCAUUUAGUAGCCGUUACUGAAACAUCUUAAGGGUUAAGUGUAGUAAUGAAAAUUAUCACGAAUAUCUGUGAGUGAUUGCUGUAUGGUCUUAUGAUACUGCAUACUAGGUUUGUGUUUGUCUUUUCCCAAUCUCCCGUAUUUGUGUUUGUAGACCCUCUGGGAGAAAGCUCAUGUCAUCUCUUCAGGUGUCCGCCCAUGUGCAACAACAGCACUUGAUCUUUAUUAUGACAUUAUUUCUGUCAAUAAGAAACAAUGUAUUGUGCUAGCAGUGUCCAUUUCUUCCAUUAAUAUCAUUAGCCGUUGCUGCCCAUCUAGUGCAAUGUCUCUCUGUUCCUACCUUUCCAUCGUAAAUGGCUAUGCCAUGAAAUGCAACAUUCUGACUGCACCCUCUUCGUAAGCGUUACUAUGUUUGUUAUAUUUUUGUACGCAUAGCCAGGUAAUAAACUUAUGUGAGUAAGCUAUCUGCUGUUAUUAAGCGUUGUGUUUGCACUUUUUUGUUUGAUUUUUUUCUAUUUGUGGCAUGUUUGUUUGUCAAAUGUUUUAUAAUGAAAUCCAGAGCUCAAUAUUGUCGAAAAUUUAAAUUCAAAUUAACAUCACCAUGACCAACUGUAUUUUUGGCUCUGUUAUGUUCUCGUUCUGUUUUUUCCUUCUGUGCAUCUUUUAAUGUUGAAAUUUUUAUAUGUUUACUUGUGUUAUUUUACCUGUUUUGUUUCUUGAAAGAUUUUCAGUCAUUUUAAAUUGUGUUUUUUUAUUACAAGUGUAUGUUGUUAUCAACGAUUAUCUUGUCUUUAUAAAAAGUUCAUUUAUUUCAUUUAUUUGUUUGAAUGUUCUGUAUUAACAAUUUUUGAAUCUGUGUUUUUCUUCAUUUGCUAGCAUUGUUGUAGAUUAAUUCUUUUGAACUCAAUUUCGCCUUUACUGCUGGAAAUUGUACGAAUAUUUAACAUAAUUUUUUUUUAGUUAGUGAAAAGCCUGAAAAGCCUUAACAAAAUGUGGGAUGGCUUCAAUAUGUGUGGGCAUGUAUUUGUUUUCUGCCAAGUGCCAUUCAAGGUGACUGAUUGAAAAGAGCCAUGCCAUGAACGAGAUGCCAUUUUUAAGGGGUAUAUAAUCAUAUCUAAAUUGCAUCUUGAAUGCAUGUACAGAUUUCUGUAAUUGUAGUUGAACAGCUACACAUUCAAUUAAACUGUUUUGUAAAAUUCUUAAUAAGUGGUUAAUUAACUAUAGUGUUUUAAGCCAUAUUUUCUCAAAAAGAGUUGGAUUGAAUUUAAAGAUUUAUCUUCCAUUUGACCAUGCCUCAAAGCAGGUAUAACCAUUGCUUCUCAUGGUCAAGCGUAGGGCAUCAUAUCUACCAUUUUACGCACAUGCUACACUUAUGAUUUGUAAGCUUCGAUGUUGUUGUCAAGAAUUGUGAGUUCAGAUGGUCUUAUUUUUGUGAACAAAGUAUGUUGGACCAAAAUGUGAUAAGGUUUUGUUCCAUUUCCUUUGUUUCUGUUUCUCUUUUAUGUUCUCUUCCAUUCUCAUUUGAAUAUAAAUGUGCAAUAUGUUAAUUUAUUUGUGGAAGUAACUGGUUAAUUUUAUGUUGCUGCACACAUCGAAUUUUCGUGCAAAUGAAAGAGGAGUGUCAAAAUAAAUGGUGAUGUUACAAAGA
Molecule: messenger RNA, 6458 nt
Organism: Thrips palmi
Lineage: Eukaryota; Metazoa; Arthropoda; Insecta; Thysanoptera; Thripidae
Product: calcium/calmodulin-dependent protein kinase type 1-like
Biological process (GO): protein phosphorylation
Molecular function (GO): ATP binding; calmodulin binding; calcium/calmodulin-dependent protein kinase activity
Source: RefSeq, a predicted model, not a curated record